AUGGAAGCCCAUGGAAACUUCAUCAACCAACUUCUCAACCGACUACUUCCACUUUCCAACAACCACCAACCAUCUACAUCCAAGAUGCCUAACCAGAUGACCAAAGGCGAUGCGUCUCGCAUCCAGCACUCCCAGGCCCAGGCCGGACACAACACUGGCGCUAGUUCCUUUGCCGCGAGAGCCCAGUCCGCUGGAGACCGCAACGCGAACGCUUCGUCUAACUCCCAGUCCAACAACGGCCAGCAGUCGAACACCGGCAAGUGAACAUCGACUCGAUACGAGUACGGCUUGAUGAGAUACGGUCUUCAACGUCUGGAAUAUGGAUAUGGUGAUUUUCGGAUACGCCAUGCUGGGUUUCUUGCCAUUACAUAUGAGCUUUUCAGUUACUUGGAGUUGCGUCGUUGGGUCUUUGCUUUCGGUUGCUUCACUGAGCUAGCUUUGUCAAUGGAAUAAGCAACUACCUGAUACAUCUUUUAUUGCCCGUUGUCCUGUAAUAACUGAGCCCUAUUCUUAGUGUGGGGUAUCUUCGUUUCGUAGCUGCAUAGCUGCAUGCAGAUUUGAUGUGUACUGAGUUGCCUUCUCAAACUCCCAAAUGAGUGGACUAGUUAAUGGUAAUUGUCUCCUGAGAAGUACUCGUACCAACUACAAAUAUUCUAUGAUGUAUAUAAACCACGGUCAGCCACGAUCAAACCAC
Aspergillus glaucus CBS 516.65 is the source of this 694-nucleotide messenger RNA. RefSeq lists its product as uncharacterized. The transcript is spliced from 3 exons. Bases 1 to 264 code for a protein of 87 amino acids. The record is from RefSeq and is a predicted model, not a curated record. Lineage: Eukaryota; Fungi; Ascomycota; Eurotiomycetes; Eurotiales; Aspergillaceae.